Molecule: messenger RNA, 2907 nt
Organism: Sphaeramia orbicularis (orbiculate cardinalfish)
Lineage: Eukaryota; Metazoa; Chordata; Actinopteri; Kurtiformes; Apogonidae
Product: tumor protein 63-like
Exons: 12
Coding region: 1-1743 (580 amino acids)
Biological process (GO): regulation of transcription by RNA polymerase II; protein tetramerization; apoptotic process
Cellular component (GO): nucleus
Molecular function (GO): protein binding; RNA polymerase II cis-regulatory region sequence-specific DNA binding; DNA-binding transcription factor activity, RNA polymerase II-specific
Source: RefSeq, a predicted model, not a curated record
AUGUUGUACCUAGAGACGGGCACCACAACGUCAUUCAACGAGUCACAGUAUACAAACCUGGGGCUCCUGAACAGCAUGGAUCAAAACAUUCAGAAUGGUGGCUCGACCAACACCAGCCCUUACAACAAUGACCAUGCGCAGAACAACGUGACAGCCCCCUCACCAUAUGCCCAGCCCAGCUCCACCUUUGACGCCCUGUCCCCCUCACCGGCCAUCCCAUCUAAUACAGAUUACGCUGGGCCCCACACCUUUGAUGUGUCCUUUCAGCAGUCUAGUACAGCAAAGUCUGCCACCUGGACGUAUUCCACAGAUUUGAAGAAGUUGUACUGCCAAAUUGCAAAGACGUGUCCCAUUCAGAUCAAAGUCCUUACCACUCCACCACAAGGUGCUGUUAUUAGGGCCAUGCCUGUUUACAAGAAAGCCGAACACGUGACCGAAGUGGUGAAGCGCUGCCCGAACCAUGAGCUUAGCCGCGAGUUCAAUGAUGGUCAGAUUGCCCCUCCGAGUCAUUUGAUCCGUGUGGAGGGAAACAGCCACGCCCAGUAUGUGGAGGACUCCAUCACCGGCAGACAGAGCGUUUUGGUUCCUUAUGAGCCUCCCCAGGUGGGAACAGAGUUCACCACAAUUUUAUAUAACUUCAUGUGCAACUCCAGUUGUGUGGGUGGAAUGAACAGACGUCCGAUCCUCAUCAUUGUCACUCUGGAAACCAGAGACGGUCAGGUAUUAGGCCGCCGAUGCUUCGAGGCCAGGAUCUGCGCCUGCCCGGGCCGAGACAGAAAGGCAGAUGAGGACAGCAUCCGCAAGCAACAUGUAACGGACGCCACAAAGAGCAGUGAGGGUACGAAACGCCCUUUCCGCCAGGUUUCCCAUGGCAUACAGAUGUCCACCAUCAAGAAGAGAAGAUCAACAGAUGAGGAGGUUUUUUGUUUGCCUAUCAAAGGCCGUGAAAUUUAUGAGAUUUUGGUAAAAAUCAAAGAGUCUCUGGAGCUCAUGCAGUUUCUGCCUCAGCAUACUAUUGAAUCAUACAGGCAGCAGCAGCAGAAUCUCCUUCAGAAACAGACUUCCAUGCCGUCUCAGACUUCCUUCGGCUCCAGCUCCCCGACCCACGGAAAAGUCAACAAGCUGCCCUCAGUGAGCCAGCUCAUCAACCCACAGCAGCGUAACACACUCACCCCGUCCAGCAUGUCUGGAGGCCUGACUGACAUGACUCCCAUGAUGGGCACUCACAUCCCCAUGAACGCUGACAUGAGUUCACUGAGCCCCACACACGCACUGCAGCCACAGCUCCCCCUGGUGCCUUCCUCCCACUGUACGCCCCCUCCUCCAUACCCCAUGGACAGCAGCAUCUCCAGCUUCCUUAUUCGGCUGGGCUGCUCAGGCUGCUUGGACUACUUCACAGCACAGGGUCUAACCAAUAUCUACCAGAUUGAGAACUAUAACAUGGAGGACCUGUCCAGGCUGAAGAUCCCCGUCGAGUUCCAGCACAUCAUCUGGAAGGGCAUCAUGGAGCACCGGCAGGCCAUGGAUUUUUCCCCUCCACCCCACAUAGUGCGUACCACCAGCGGAGCCUCCACCGUCAGCGUGGGCGCCUCUGAGGCCCGCGGCGAACGCGUCAUUGACGCCGUGCGCUUCACCCUCCGUCAGACCAUCUCCUUUCCGCCGCGUGACGAAUGGUCCGACUUCUCCUUCGACCUGGAUUCUCGCCGCAACAAACAGCAGCGCAUCAAGGAGGAGGGGGAGUAGGACGAGCCCCGCGUCGACCCGUUUGUCAUUUCACACCUGUUGGAACAUUUCAUCUGGAAUUCUGGUAUCAGAGCAAAAUACUGCUGAACAGAAUCCAUAUUCAAAUAGAAAUGCACUUAUUUUCAUUUGGGUUCUCGAGGACAAAUAAAAGGUGUUGAGCAAAGGUGCAUUUUAUGUUUUAAUUUCUUGAGAGCACUUCAGAAAUGCUUAGGAUUUCUAGACUGCUUUGAGUUUAAGUGUUCAUGAUUCAUUCCAAUGUUAAAGCAUGACUGGAAACACAACUUGCAUUAGUGGGUUUUUUAGGACUGGUAUUUCUGCUAUGGGCCAUAGCACAAGUGUAUUUAGUUUGUAAUAGACCUUUAAGUUUUAAUCAUUAUGGUUGUACACGUUAGUCGAGUACACUGUUUUUUAUAUGUGGCAGAAGUCAGCAUUGAUUGUAAGCAUUUCAAACAUGUCCUGUCAGAAGUAUUAUGUCAGUUUGAUGGGUAAACCUUUUUCUACUGUAGCUUCCAUAUUUUGCUUUAUGUAUGUUUGUUUUGAGACCAAUGCAUCCCAUUUUUGCAUCAGGUUGUGAAGUAUGUUCGAUGGUCGGUCAUUUGAUGUAGCCACAUAUAGGCCUAAUGCUCUUGACCCAGUGUUGUACCGUAAAAAGAUACUAUGACUGAUGUCGUUUUGUGUUUGUUCUUGUUUUACUGCUGUGCACAAGUGGCUGAGAGCUUUUUCUCAUGCAGUGGAUGCUUAGCACAAGUAUUUUUUUUUUAUUUUUUUAUUAAUGAACCAUGUUUUGGUAAAGGUGUACUUCAUUUGAUAACAAACCAAAACCAUAUGAUUUAACUGUAUAUAAAUUUGUAUAGUUGUUUUUUUUUUUCAAAGCCACCCAUAAGGGAUUGCAUGAUUUUUAUCAUCAGUAUCAGUAUGUUUAUCAACAUAUUGAUGUGAAUAUUGUCUGGUUUUGUUUCCAGCAAGAACAUAGUCUGUACUCAUUGAGAGCAGUAUGCUAUGAGUGUUUGUAUGCUCUACUGUAGCCUAGAGCCCACGGUUAAAUGGUUUAAAGUAGCCAGCAUUGCACACACAGUGCGUAUUUUCAUAUUUUUGUACAAUGUGUUGUAAAUAUUUUGAUAUAAAUUGAAUAAAUAUCAAUCUUGCAAUAUCGCAUGGUAAUCA